UCAAUUUCAAUUUCAUAUUCACAUUCACAGUUUCACACACAAUCAUUACAUACAAUUAAUGUCUACCUUUAUCCACUUCAACUCUCCGUACAACACACUCUCACCUGAUCAAAACACUUGUUCAUCAUCUUCUGCUAGCUUUUCCGACGAUGAGGUCAUGCUGGCGUCAAAGAACCCGAAGAAGCGAGCCGGGAGGAAGAAGUUCAGGGAGACUCGACACCCGGUGUACCGCGGAGUGCGGCGGAGGGACUCCGGGAAGUGGGUGUGUGAAGUAAGAGAGCCUAACAAGAAAACAAGAGUGUGGUUGGGGACAUAUCCCACUGCUGACAUGGCAGCUAGAGCGCAUGACGUGGCGGCUUUGGCCAUGCGGGGCCGGUCCGCGUGUUUGAAUUUUGCUGACUCGUUGUGGCGGUUGCCUGUCCCCGAAUCGAGUAAUGUGAAGGAUAUACAGAAGGCGGCGGUUAAGGCGGCCGAGGCGUUUCGGCCGACCGAAGCUGAGGUGGUGGAGAGACAAGAGGUGGUGGUCGGAAAUGAGGUUUUUGUUGAUGAUGAGCGUGUUUUUGACAUGGAGGGGAUUCUUGCUGACAUGGCAGAAGGGUUGAUGGUACCGCCACCUAGGACUGUUGGGUUUGAGGAUGACGUGGAUUUUUGUUUUGACACGUCAUUAUGGAGUUUCUCAAUUUAGAUGUGCCACUUUAGAUUAUUAAGGUUGAUAAUUGUAUUUUUAGACGGAUGGUAUUUAUUAUUUAGCCAAGGAUACCAUAUAUAUGAAGACAAGUAAGGCCUUUUUAUGGCAAUAAAACAAAAAAAAAAAGUUAUAAGUUGAA
This is a messenger RNA of Helianthus annuus (common sunflower), 827 nucleotides long. Its product is annotated as dehydration-responsive element-binding protein 1D. Gene Ontology annotation, biological process: regulation of DNA-templated transcription. Bases 59 to 685 code for a protein of 208 amino acids. The transcript has a single exon. The record is from RefSeq and is a predicted model, not a curated record. Gene Ontology annotation, molecular function: DNA binding; DNA-binding transcription factor activity. NCBI's taxonomy places the organism in Eukaryota, Viridiplantae, Streptophyta, Magnoliopsida, Asterales, Asteraceae.